Messenger RNA from Carassius carassius (crucian carp), 330 nucleotides. Its product is annotated as urokinase plasminogen activator surface receptor-like. Bases 1 to 330 code for a protein of 109 amino acids. The record is from RefSeq and is a predicted model, not a curated record. The transcript is spliced from 3 exons. NCBI's taxonomy places the organism in Eukaryota, Metazoa, Chordata, Actinopteri, Cypriniformes, Cyprinidae.
AUGGUCACCAAUGGAAAUAAAUGUUACUAUUGUGAUGUGAAGAGCUGCUCAAACAUAAUGAGCUGUUCAGGGAGUGAAGACCGCUGCAUUACAAUAACUGGAAUCUGGAAAAGGAAAAAGAGUCUAAAUUUGGUUGUAAAAGGCUGUGCCUCUAAAUCUAUUUGUGAUGCAGCAGCAUCAGUUGGUGAAGUUCAAGGUGUCUCAUGUUGUUCAGGUAAUCUGUGUAACGGUGCUCAGAGCGUCUCUCAGAGCUUCCUGUUCCUUUGCUGUUCUCUGCUCUUCACAAUCAGACACACUGCACUGAAUAUAGAGCUUACAUUCUUUGAUUAA